AUGGAUAAUAAGUUACCUUAUACAAGCACGACAACAAGGGAGUUCACAUUCCAGUUUUUAGAGCAAAUUACAGAUCAUUUUUCUGAGAAGUGUAUAAUUGGCAGUGGUGGUUUUGGAGUAGUUUAUAAGGGUGUACUAGACGAUGGGGAAGAGAUUGCUGUGAAGAAGCUUCUCAUGCCGUGGCUUGCUGACCAGCAAUUUAAUAACGAGUUUAAUAACCUUGCGAAGGCACAACAUCAAAACAUAAUAAAGUUAGUUGGCUUCUGCAACCACUCAUCAAAAGAAAUGGUUACAUAUGAUGGGAAACAAUAUUAUGCUGACGUGGAAGAAAGAGCUCUCUGCUUGGAAUACUUGCAAGGUGGAAGCCUUGACAAACAUCUUUCUGAUGAAUCAUGCGGUCUCGAUUGGCAAAAACGCUAUAACAUAAUUAAAGGAAUUUGUGAUGGCUUAUUCUACCUUCAUACUGCAUUCGAAGAACCUAUUUACCAUCUGGACUUAAAGCCUGAAAAUAUAUUGCUAGAUGAGGACAUGGCACCCAAAAUUGGAGAUUUUGGUUUGUCAAAACUCUUAGCUUCAAGACAAACCUACAGCACAAAGAAUAUCAAAGGAACAUAUGGAUACAUGCCACCAGAAUACAUCCAGAGAAACAAAAUCUCGAACAAGUAUGAUGUAUUCAGUUUAGGUGUAAUAAUCAUACAAAUAAUUGCAGGGAGGGAGGGCUACUCCAGAUAUGGAGAUAUGUCUUCACAAGAAUUUGUUGGGCAUGUACAUAAAAAGUGGGCAAAAAGGUUGAAGGAAACAAUGGAGACACCUACUUUCAACGAAGUUAGGAUAUGCCUUCAAACAGCAAUCAGAUGUGUGGAGGCCAACCGGGAGAAAAGACCAACUAUAACCGAUAUUGUCGCUGAAUUGAGAAAGAUUAACAGUGCAGAAAGCUCACAUAUGGACGAGACUUUCCUUACGGUGGCGCCCGAAUUCGACCUUAAGGAUCUAGCUGCAAUUAAAGUUGUUGGGAAGAGUGUGCUAUUGGUUCGCCAUAAAGAAACUGGCCAGUUUUUGACUAGGAAGAUUAUACGAGGUGGAUCAACAAAUGCCCAUGUCCGCAAACAAAUCACAUUGGGGCUGAAAAUAAGCUUAUCAACAAAAAGUGAAAGUGUUGUUAUGUCGUUCCACCCUAUAUGCGAUUGUAAUGGUCUUAUUUCUAUGCUCUCCGAGUACAUGGACGGCGGCUCCCUCGCUGAUUUCAUCGGAACUGUUGGAACCAUUCCGGAGCGCUUCCUUGCUGCAAUUUGUAAGCAGGUGUUAGAAGGGUUGAUGUACUUGCAUGAUGAGAUGCACGUUAUACAUCGGGAUCUAAAACCUUCUAAGAUACUAAUAAAUCAUACUGGUGAAGUAAAAAUAUCAUCAAUCUUCAAUGUUUGUGCCAAAGUUUCUAGUUCUUUGUCACGGUCAGAUUCGUUUAUUGGUACAUUCAACUACAUGGCGCCAGAAAGGAUCAGUGGGCAGGCACACGACUGUCUGAGUGAUAUUUGGAGCUUGGGCCUGAUUAUUGUGGAGUGUGCCACGGGCAAAUUUCCAUAUCCUCCUCGUGAAAGCUUCUAUGAACUUCUUGAAGCUGUUGUCGACCAGCCAUCGCCUUCUGCACCAGCAGAUCAGUUUUCAGAGGAAUUCUGUUCAUUCUUUUCUGCAUGUAUGCAAAAGGAGGCUAGCCAUAGGCCAUCUGCACAAGUCCUCUCAACGCAUCCAUUCCUGCGCAAGCACGAUGACGUGAGUAUUGGCGAUCUUGCUUCCUACUUCACAACUGCUGGCCUUUCGGAUGAAUUCGAUGGAUUGGACCUGUGA
Molecule: messenger RNA, 1842 nt
Organism: Triticum turgidum subsp. durum (durum wheat)
Lineage: Eukaryota; Viridiplantae; Streptophyta; Magnoliopsida; Poales; Poaceae
Source: the annotation of a GenBank genome assembly